UUGAGUCAUUCCGUCAUGUCUGCGUCUAUUGAAAAUGGCGGUAAAACUGAGCGCACCGCCCGAGUUGUCUUACCUGAUCCAGAGGAUGACGAGUCAGACGAAGAGCCCCAAGAAGCAUUCAUUGACGAAGAACGCGACUUCCUCUCAGAACUACCUGAUGAAACAGAGGAUCUGGAACUGGUCCACCUGCGGAUAGGUUCUCUGGCCCCAUUGCGAUUGAGUCGAUUUGCAGCGCAUCUCAAGAAGCUCUGUUUGCGACAAAAUUUCAUCUCCAAACUUGACCCUGAUAUCUUUAAUACCUUGACAAAUCUACAAGAACUUGAUCUAUAUGACAACAAAGUCAAACACCUCAACGAUGCCUUGAACAACUUGUCGGAACUCUCCGUGCUCGACUUGUCAUUUAAUCUGAUCAAGUCGGUUCCAGAGGCUCUACAACACCUGCGGUCACUCCAGACGGUCUACUUCGUACAGAAUCGGAUAUCAAAAAUCAGCAAUUUGCAAGCGUCUGCGUCACUACGCAGCCUAGAACUUGGAGGAAAUAGGAUCAGGAAAAUCGAGAACCUCGACGCAUUAGUCAACUUAGAGGAGCUAUGGCUCGGAAAGAAUAAAAUCACGAAGCUCGAGAAUCUCUCGACAUUGACCAAACUCCGUGUAUUGUCUCUACAAUCCAAUCGCAUCACACAGCUCGAGAAUCUCCAGUAUCUAGACUCGCUUGAAGAGCUAUAUUUGAGCCACAACGGCAUAGAACGAAUGCAGGGACUAGAGGCCAACGUUAAACUCACUACCCUUGACCUCGGCAACAAUUUUAUACCUGAGAUCGAAAAUGUUUCUCACCUAAGCAAUUUGGAAGAGCUUUGGAUCAGCGGCAACAAAAUUCCAACUCUGCAUGCAUUGGACUCCCAGCUGAAGAAUAUUGCUUCCCUUCGCACAUUAUAUCUGGAGGGAAACCCUUGCCAGGCUAAUGAUAUGUCGGCCUAUCGCAGAAAAAUCAUUUUGGCCCUCCCGCAACUUACGCAAAUCGAUGCAACCUAUGUGAAAGUGUGA
Mycena indigotica is the source of this 1044-nucleotide messenger RNA. Its product is annotated as LRRcap domain-containing protein. NCBI's taxonomy places the organism in Eukaryota, Fungi, Basidiomycota, Agaricomycetes, Agaricales, Mycenaceae. The record is from RefSeq and is a predicted model, not a curated record. The coding region runs from base 16 to 1044 and encodes 342 amino acids. The transcript has 9 exons. Gene Ontology annotation, molecular function: protein binding.